GCCUUCCACAAAGGAAGCUCAGGAUAACUUAGCUGAUUGCUGUUCUCAUGGCGCUGGACUGCCAACCGCCAUCUCUUCUUGCGGAUCUUGCCGGAUCGUUAACAGCGGAUUUUGCUGCAUCAGUGUGGACGUUCAUGCAGUCAAAUUUGACACCCGCGGACGAAGAGAGCCACAGAAGACCCCACACAAAGCAGGCGCAGAAAAACGGAUGGAUGGCAGAGAUGGCUUGACGAGGUGCAGCAAGUGUACGCGCGAGGUCUCGGGAUGAUAUCGACCACACUACCGGUAGCGUCCCCAUUCGUUCCGCAAACCCAACGUCCAAUACCCAUCUCGAAUCGAAGCAGUGGUCUGCAACAACAAGCCCUCACCAUCCUAAAAGAUGUCGCUGCUGACAACCUCAAAUUCUACAUGUCCUCACUAGAACAACCUAAAAUAACCCUCCCUCGCAAACCAAAACAAACCAUCUCUGGCGUCCUCCAAACACAGCAACACGUGUACCCUGAUCCGCAGCUAACCGUUCACUCAAGCUUUGCCAUUUCGCCGCUACCUACAACCCAAUCCGCACCCAGACGCAAAGCUUGCGUGUGCCUGGGUAUAAUUAGCCUGAUUGUCUACCGCCGACCAUUCCCAGGCCCCCUUGCUGCCACGCGCUGGCCCGCAGCUCAAUCAAACACGGCGCUAUCGAAAAUCUCGGCGCCACUUUUGCACUUGGUGUGCAGACUCAGCCACGCUGUCUGCCCUUGGGCAAAGGGGCCCGUGGCGCACCGCGCGCCUGGAGCCGGUCCGAGAGUCAGGUGACGUGACCUCGCCGUUUGCGGUAGCUGCUGUGAAAAAGCAGCGCGGUCCGAGCGUGCGUCUAUUGGGUUUCGAGGCCGCCGGUCUCGAAUUUCGAUGAG
Molecule: messenger RNA, 896 nt
Organism: Paraphaeosphaeria sporulosa
Lineage: Eukaryota; Fungi; Ascomycota; Dothideomycetes; Pleosporales; Didymosphaeriaceae
Exons: 1
Coding region: 265-798 (177 amino acids)
Source: RefSeq, a predicted model, not a curated record